CCGGACGGCUCCGUCUCAUCCCGCACCGUCAGUCAAGCGUGCUCGGCUGCGACAUGACCAGAGCCCCGCAGACCUGGCCACUCAAAUAUGGAGCAGUUUAAAGCGAUCAUUUUGGUGCUUUGGAUAUUAUUGCUCUACAGAAUUGAGGAGUCCCGUGCAGAGGAAGUUGUCUUGCUGAAUUCUAAGGAAUCCCAGGCAGAGCUGGGUUGGACCUCAUAUCCUUCUAAUGGGUGGGAGGAAAUCAGCGGUGUCGAUGAGAAAUACAAGCCCAUUCGCACAUAUCAAGUAUGCAACGUGAUGGAGCCCAGUCAGAACAAUUGGCUCCAGACGGGUUGGAUAUGGCGGCAGGGCGGCCAGCGCAUCUUCAUCGAGCUGCAGUUCACCCUGCGCGACUGCAACAGCAUCCCAGGCGUGUCCGGUAGCUGUAAGGAGACCUUCAACCUCCUCUACGCCGAGUCUGACUGGGACCUGGGCCGCGUCACCCGCGAAGACCGCUACAGCAAAAUCGACACCAUUGCGGCGGAUGAAAGUUUCACGCAGGGCGAUUUGGGAGAACGAAAGAUGAAACUUAACACCGAAGUCCGUGAAAUAGGACAUCUCAAUCGCAAAGGAUUCCAUCUGGCCUUCCAGGAUGUGGGCGCAUGCGUAGCGCUGGUUUCCGUGAGAGUGUACUACAAACGCUGUUUGUCAACAGUGCAGAAUUUAGCAGUGUUCCCAGAUACGGUAGCUGAAGCUGCCUUCUCGACUCUGGUGGAGGUGAGAGGGUCAUGCGUGAAUAACUCUGAGGUGGACACGGACAGUCCUCCCAGAAUGCAUUGCAGUGCUGAAGGGGAGUGGCUGGUGCCCAUCGGCAAAUGCAGCUGCAGCGCUGGGUAUGAGGAGGGACACAGCAGCUGUGAGGCCUGUCCCCCGGGCACCUACAAGAUGUCGUCACGGCAGCAAGAGUGUUUCCCGUGUCCAGCUAACAGCAAGGCUGAAGAAGAGGGCUCUGUGCUGUGUGUGUGCGAGGACGACCACUUCAGAACUCCACUGGACCCUCCAUCCGCACCCUGCACGCGCCCCCCCUCUCCGCCUCGAGAUCUGGUCUACACCCUCAAACAGUCCACGCUCAUUCUGGAGUGGGCCGCUCCGAAUGACUCAGGCGGCCGAGGGUAUCUCACCUACAGCAUAGGCUGCCGGCGAUGCGUCGGCCCCCCGCGGGCCCCGCAGGUGCAGUGUGAACCCUGCGGAGCCAGCGUGGGCUUCGUACCACAGCAGAGCGGCCUGACGGAGUGCACAGUCACCAUAGUCAGCCUGCUGCCCAACUCCAACUACUCCUUCAGCGUGGAGGCCCGGAACGGCGUCUCAGAGUUACUCCCCAACAAAAGGUUCUACACGCAGGUCAACAUCUCCACCAGCCUUCCAGCGCCUUCCCAGGUUAACGAGCUGCGAGCGGAGAAGGUUGAGCAGCGCAGUGUGACUCUGGUUUGGAGGGAACCCGCCGUGUAUCCCAACAGCAGCCGCACUGAAUACGAGAUCAAAUACUAUGAGAAGGAUCAGAAAGAUCAGAGCUAUUCCACGGUGAAGACGGCCGCCACCAGAAUCAGCGUCAACAACCUGAAACCAGGCACCACCUAUGUCUUCCUCAUCCGCACCUGCUCCAGCCCAGCACUUUCUUCUCUUUCUUCCUCGCCUCUUUCUUCUUCCUCCUCCUCCUCCUCUUUGUCUCCAUCUUCCCUGUCUGCUUCCUCUUCCUCUUCCAGCCCCGUGGCAGCUGUGUCGCCCCCUCCGCUCGACUACGGGGCAUACAGCGCACCGCUGGAGCUGCAGACGCUGGGGGAACUGGCCCUGGCCUCUAGUGAACAGAGUCCUGUGGUGAUCAUCGUGGUGGUUUCGGUGGCUGCUCUCAUCAUGUUACUGACUCUUGGAGUUGGAUUGCUCAUCUGGAGAAGACAGUGUGGCUACAGUAAAGCCAGCCAGGAGGGGGAUGAUGAACUCUACUUCCAGUUUAAAAUCCCAACCCGAAGGACCUACAUUGACCCAGAAACCUGUGAAGAUUUGCUCCAGGCUGUUCAUGCCUUUGCCAAAGAGCUGGACAUCGCUAGCAUCAAGAUCGAGAGGAUAGUCCAUACAGGAGACUUUGGGGAAGUGUGUCGAGGUUGCCUGAAGCUUCCCAGCAAACGCGAGUUGCCUGUGGCCAUAAAGACCCUUCGUGCGGGCUGCUCGGAAAAACAGAGACGCUCAUUCCUCAGCGAGGCGGGAAUUCUGGGACAGUUCGAUCAUGCCAACAUUGUGCGUCUGGAGGGAGUCAUCACCAGAGGCAACACUAUAAUGAUCGUAGUGGAGAGCAUGGCCAACGGAGCCCUGGACUUUUUCCUGCGGAAACACGAAGGUCAGUUGACUGUUCUUCAGCUGGUGGAUUUGCUGAGCGGAGUGGCGUCUGGGAUGAAGUAUCUGACAGAGAUGGGUUUUAUCCAUCGCCGACUGGCCGCUCAUAAAGUCCUGGUGAACAGCAGCCUGGUCUGCAAAGUGUCAGGCUUCAGACCUCUUCAGGACGACAAGAUAGAGGCGGUCUACAGCACACUACACGGAGGGAAGAGUUUGGUGUUGUGGAUGGCCCCAGAAGCCAUUCAGUACCAUCGUUACAGCUCAGCUUCUGAUGUGUGGAGCUUCGGUAUCGUCAUGUGGGAAGUCAUGUCCUUCGGGGAGAGACCGUACUGGGACAUGGGCAACCAAGACGUAAUAAAAGCUAUAGAGGAUGGGUUCCGGUUACCUGCUCCCGUGAACUGCCCGCCGUCUCUGCACCAGCUCAUGCUGGAUUGCUGGCAGAAGGAGAGGACCGAGAGACCCACCUUCACCCUGAUCCACAGCGCUCUCAGCAAGACCAUGAGGAGCCCGGACAACAUCGGGUCCUCCACCCUGGGACGCAGGUACUGGAAAGCUUCUCAUGGUUCCCAUCUCCUUGCAAAUCAUCCCGUUUCCACUUUCCCAUUCAGUUGGAGAGUGGUUAGAAGCUGUAGACAUGGGCCGCUACAAAGACAACUUCACUGCUGCUGGAUACUGUUACCUGGAGUCAGUGGCUCGCAUGACCGUUCAGGAUGUGCUGAGUCUCGGCAUCACCUCUCUGGAGCACCAGAAACAGAUCCUGUCCGCCAUCCAGACUCUCAGAGCGCAGGUUAUCCAGAUGCACGGCCGCGGAGUGCAAGUCUGACAGACCCACAGCAGUGCGCAGGCUUACCGAGGAAAGACAUAUGGAUGUCUGUUCUCAUAAUUACCCAGCAGGCCAUUCAACGGUCAGGAGGUGAUAACCAAGACACUGCAAAUGGCGGUUUUCUUCCUAAUCUUCCCUUUUUCAUUCCUUUAUCUUCUCUUUGGGUGAACACUGGUUCUUUUCUUCCACAAACAAGUUCUUGUUUUCUGAGGGGGACAAUAUCACAAGCAAGAGGAUUCCUCUAGAAUAACCUGCGUGCUGAGUUUGACCUGCUUUUCUUCCGCUGUUCAUCAAUGACAUGAGCUCUGUCCCUUUUAGUAGGACUUUAAGGUGGUCGAUGCCCUCCGUCACUGUCCCCGGAGAAGGACAGUUUGACUCUGACCGAUCUCAGAGCAAUCAAAAGGGCGACAUGUAUUUUCUUUUUCCAAGCAAAAGAACUCAUGCUUUGUAGCCACUGAUCCUCCUAUAAAGUGGACUAAACCGAGAGCAUGUCAUCCAUUUGCUCCUCAGACUAGGAGAGCAUUUUGCCGUAUCUUCAGCACAUAAGUUGAGUACUGAUAUAAGGAAUCUUAAAUAAUAUAUAAAUCCCUUUCUCUGUGUGUUUGGUUACUGUCUACUUUUUUCUUUUUGCUUUCUUUCCUCCACACUUUAAACUCAUUUCUGAAUUUCCGAGUUUAAAUUAGUAUUGUCGGACAUCUGUAAUCGUAAUGUUUUUCUUGUCCUGUCUACUAUAGGGACAAUGUUUGCACUGCAGCGUCCAUGAUUUACAGAAACUUGUACCAUAUUUAUUAGAUGCUUUAUUUAUCUGUUUACAGAUGCUUACUGGAGUUUGAAUGCAGGAAUAUUGCUUGAAAAUGGAAAACAUAGCACUGAAUCUGGACGUUCAGCUGUCAUUU
This is a messenger RNA of Sinocyclocheilus anshuiensis, 4086 nucleotides long. RefSeq names its product ephrin type-A receptor 7-like. The transcript has 17 exons. Gene Ontology annotation, biological process: protein phosphorylation; axon guidance; ephrin receptor signaling pathway. The record is from RefSeq and is a predicted model, not a curated record. NCBI's taxonomy places the organism in Eukaryota, Metazoa, Chordata, Actinopteri, Cypriniformes, Cyprinidae. Gene Ontology annotation, molecular function: transmembrane-ephrin receptor activity; ATP binding; protein binding. The coding region runs from base 88 to 3435 and encodes 1115 amino acids. Gene Ontology annotation, cellular component: dendrite; plasma membrane.